Messenger RNA from Cladophialophora carrionii CBS 160.54, 1485 nucleotides. Its product is annotated as dihydropyrimidinase. The record is from RefSeq and is a predicted model, not a curated record. Gene Ontology annotation, cellular component: cytoplasm. NCBI's taxonomy places the organism in Eukaryota, Fungi, Ascomycota, Eurotiomycetes, Chaetothyriales, Herpotrichiellaceae. Gene Ontology annotation, molecular function: hydrolase activity, acting on carbon-nitrogen (but not peptide) bonds. The transcript is spliced from 4 exons. Bases 1 to 1485 code for a protein of 494 amino acids.
AUGGACGGCUUCGACCUCCUCGUCAUCAACGGUCUCGUGGUGACCGCGUCGGACACGGCCAACUACGACAUUGCCAUCAAAGAUGGGAAGAUCGCGUUGCUCGCCCCGCCGGGCGUGCUGGGCAAGGAGAGUGCGAAGAAAGUGAUUGACGCCGAGGGCGGCUAUGUCAUGCCCGGCGGAGUCGACACUCACGUCCACCUCGAGGAGCCUGCAUUGUUUGGCGGCAAGGGGAGGAGUUCCGACAACUUCGAGACCGGCACGAGAAGUAGCAUCUGCGGAGGGACAACAACGAUAGUAGCCUUCGCGCCUCAAGCCAAGACGAUCCCCUCGCUGCUCACUGUUCUUGAAGACACCCACGCCCGGGCCAAGGACAACUGCUACACCGAUUACUCGUUUCACAUGCUCGUCGGCCACCCGGGAGAGCAAGCGCUGUCGGAAUUCCCGCGCCUGCGCGAGCUAGGCAUCUCGUCGCUCAAGAUCUACAUGACCUACGAAGCGCUGCAGCUUCGAGACGAUCAGAUCCUCGACGUCCUCCUGGCGUCGAGGAAGGAAGGCAUCACGACCAUGAUCCACGCCGAGAACGGCGACGUGCUGAACUGGAUGACCAAGAAACUCGAGGAACGGGGCCUCUACGCGCCAAAGUACCACGCGACAAGCAGGCCACAGAUUGUCGAGACCGAGGCGACGAACCGUGCGAUCGCGCUGGCCGAAUUGAUGGACGCGCCGAUCCUCGUCGUCCACGUCUCGUCGCCCAGUGCGGCAGCUCACCUCCGCGACGCCCAGACAAGAGGCCUCCCCGUCUACGCCGAGACAUGCCCCCAGUACCUCUUCCUGACCCGGGCGGACCUGGACAAGCCGGACUUCGAGGGCGCGAAAUGCGUGUGUUCGCCGCCGCCGCGCGAGUCCGCCCACGACCACGAUGCCAUCUGGCUAGGGCUGGCCAACGGCACCUUCACGGUCCUCUCGAGCGACCACUGCCCGUUCAUGUACGAGGACCGCGAAAAGGGCAAGAAGAGCAUCCUCAGCGCCGAGUAUCCCGAGGGCCGCUUCUCGGGCAUCCCCAACGGCUGUCCCGGCAUCGAGACGCGGCUGGCGCUGACGCUCAGCGCGAACCGUCUCCCCUUGCAGAAAUUCGUCGAGGUCACGGCCACCAACGCCGCGCGGCUGUACGGCCUGUAUCCACAAAAGGGCACCAUCUUGCCCGGGGUCAGCGACGCCGAUCUCACCAUUUGGUACCCGCCCGGACGGCUCGGGUCGUUCGAGCUGACCAACAGCAUGUUGCAUCACAACGUGGAUUACACGCCCUUUGAGGGCAUGGAGCUGAACCAGUGGCCCAGGUGGACCAUCUUGCGCGGCCAGGUCGUGUGGGAUCGCGACGGCGGCGGGCUCGUCGGCACAAAGGGCUACGGUCGGUUCGUGAAGAGAGGGAAAAGCACGCUGCCUGGACCGCGGAAGAGCGGGGACUGGGAUGUGAGUGUUUUCUGA